Molecule: messenger RNA, 675 nt
Organism: Clonostachys rhizophaga
Lineage: Eukaryota; Fungi; Ascomycota; Sordariomycetes; Hypocreales; Bionectriaceae
Source: the annotation of a GenBank genome assembly
AUGCCGCUUCAACUCCGCACAGCCACCAAGGACGAUGUCCCCGCCUUGGGCAGGGUCGCCUACAAGGCAUUCGAUCCUUCAAUAGACCCUAUCGCCAGCCGACUCUUCCCGCCACACCUCCGGUCACCAGAACAGCAGGAUAUUGACGGGAUACUCGCAUUCCGCAAGGCGCGCAAAGCAAUUGUCGUGGACGACACAGAAAACUUGGCGGUCAAGGUCAUUGUGGAUGACGAGCUUGAUGGACAGAUUGUCGGGGUCGCUGUUUGGGAGCUUCCCAGAGACGAGGCGCCAGGCUCUGCAGAGGUCGGGAAAAGCAAAGCACAGGCGGCGGCGCCGGCACCCCCUCCAGAAAUGGAUCAAGAUGCCCUCGGCGUGGUGAAGUCGACCCUUGCUAACGAUGCUGUUGAGGCAUUUGGGAAAGAUGGAGUCGCCCAUGUGUACCACCUACAACUCAUUGCCGUCGACCCGGCGCAGCAGAAACGAGGGAUCGGGAGAAUAUUGGUGAACUGGGGCGUUCAGCAGGCCGAUAAAAGGGCCAAAAAGUGCUACUUGUUUGCAUCAGAGGCAGGGCGACGCCUGUACCAGUCGGUGGGCUUUGAAGUCGUGAGAGAGGUCUCCGUCUUUGGGUUUCCACACUACUCCAUGAUUCGACAGCCCGCAGAGACUUCUUCUUGA